CAAAUUUCAAAGCACCAAAGGAAAGUUCGAAUUUCUAUGUUGUAUUGUAAAUUCGUAGAUUUCAAGAAAAACACGCAUUAACUCCAUUUGAUUCCCUUUUAAAAUUAAACUGACUGUUUUUAAUUAACACAUAAUGCGCACACAUUGAGAGCUACUAUACUAUACAAAAAUGAGCAAUAAUUUGGAAAAUGAUCGGUCAAUUACAACUGGAAAAAUGUAUCCAAUCGACUUAGCGCCACAAAAAAUAACUAUAGUGAAAACAAUGUCGAAUACUGAAGUGAAGAUGGCUCAUUUGAUACCUGGGCAGCCGAAGACUACCAGUACCAGUCAAAUAAUCAGCCAUGGCGGGACUGGGUCUAUGGGAUUAAUGCGUACAGCUGCACAAAUCAUGUCGCCUGGCGUCGCUACACAGCCACAAAAUAUGAUUGUAAGCGGCUCACCAAUAUUGCAAGGCACACAAAUUGUGAGCCAAGGUUCCCAGCUAAUUGGACAAAACUCACAAAUUAUAUCACCAUCUCAAUUGAUCUCCAGUGGUCAACUCUUAAGCCCUGGCACUCAAAUAAUAAGCCAAGGAACACAGCUAUCUGCACAGGUGUCCACUGCAAGUAACACAGUGCCUAGCAGUAUUACAAAUACUUCUGGCAAUGGGCCACAGUUGUUGAACGUUGGUGGGUUGGUCAGCGGUGCUGGUAACCUGGUGGUCAGCUCCUCCGUGCGCACUUUACCCCCCAGUGUGAGAGUGUUGCCGCCUAUGCCACAAAAUACUAGACCAGUGCUGUCAAACAUGAAUGUGAACAGUUCUGGCGGCGUGCUGGUGAGCAAGGGCGUCACCAGCCACGUGCCGCGCGGUCUCGCGGCCGGCGCCUCGCUCGCCGUGAGACCCGUUACUAACUCACAGGCUGCCCCCAAUACAGGUGCUUGGUCCAACAACAGUCGCGGCGGUCGCGGCGGGCGCGCGCUCGUGUACGGCUGCCGCGCGCGCUCGCCCGCGCCGCGCGCCCCGCCGCCCGCGCCCCUCGCGCCGCAGCCCGCGCAGUCACCACACUCCACGCUGGCCACACUGCCCACCACUAGUGUGCUCACUUCCAGCAGCGUGAUAUCGACGGGAGCGCGUGGGCCGGUGCCGCGCGCGCCAACCCCCACCGCGCCUGCGCCCGUCACGGCACGGCCCUUGCCAUUGUUGCAACGGAAUUACCAACCUACUAAAGUGGUGGGCGUAGCGAGUGUGGGAGUGCGCGGGGUCGGCAAUAGUGCGCCUCCACAACUGUACUACGAGGUGCCGCGCCCUUCGCCGCUCCAGCAGCAGCAGCAACCCGCCACCGUGCAGCAACCCUACCAGCAGCAGCCGGUGCCGCAUCAACUGCCCAGGCCUCUCACGCCGUACGGACUCGCAAACACACUCCCCACGCAAGUAAGCGUAGUGAACACUGUCUCUACGCCUGAAGUCCGUCAGCCACCAACGUGCAUCCAGAACUCCCUGCUACCGCGACCGUCGAUACUACGCAAGCGAGAUGUUGAGGGGUCUCCAACAAAAACAACCGCGCUCACGAACGCAGUCAAUGCCGUCAACACAAUCAUUGGCGCCAACAUCACCAACAUCGCCAACAUUGGCAUCAACAACCAACACACACUAAACAUUGGCGCAUACCGGCCAGAGAACACAGGCUGGGAGGAUGUGCCCUCAGGUCCGGGGGGUGCCGGCUCUGGCUCCACGACUAUAUCAGCCCCCUCAUCACCAGCACCAGAUAUAGAUCCUGAUCCACCAACACCGGAACAGGAUCUAUCUCCGAGGAAAAAGCCCAGAAAACAGACAUUAAUAAAUGAUGUGAGGCAAUGCGACUACCCCACGGAAGACAGCGUAACAUCGCCACCGCCUGUUGCAGUUGCACCUCUUGCUAAACGUCCAUCACUCAGCUCGACGUACGUCUGCGGCUGGCGCAGCACGGCGCUUCACUUCACGCGGCCGGCGGACGUGCGGCGCCGCGAACCGCGCGCGCGCGACAUCGUCGCCAUCGCCAGCCAGAAGCACGUGCUCACCAGCGCCGAGGGCUGGAAGGUGCACCAUCUCACCGCGCAGAUGGACGACCUGGUGUCACUCGAAGGCGACGUGGGUGAGCAGCUGGUGGGCGUGCUGCGCGCGCUGGAGACGGCGGCGGCGCGCGCGCACUCGCCGCUGCACGCGCUGCAGCACACGCUGCUGGAACUCAUUAAGGGCAACAUACAACGGAGUAAAAUAGUGUGCGAAGGAAUACAAGAAGCCCGCGAGGACAUCCUGCGCGUAUUCACGCACAGGAACUUCGUGUCCGACAUUCUUACGCGACAGGCCGACAAGAGGUGCUUCCGGAAACAUCGCUCGCAGUCAUAGCACAGGCGGCACAAGAAGAGCAAACAUAAAGCCAAACAAUAUUGAUCGACAUUCUUCUCAAUAAACCGGCCAAGUGCGAGUCAGACUCGCGCACCGAGGGUUGCGUACCCUGGUGUAUUUUUUCCGACAUUUUGCAUAAUAAAUCAAAAACUAUUAUGGAUAAAAAUAAAAAUCUGUUUUAGAAUGUACAGGUUAACAAAUAAAUCAUUACAUUGAAUCGAACAAAAAAAAAAGAAAUUAAAUUAAAUUGAACAUUUAAUAUGUUUAUGAAAAGAUUUAUAAAUCCAAAGCAGACAAGUCCACGAUAAAUUAGAAAUAGUUUUAACUAAUUGUCAGUAUUGUAAACUGAACCAUUUCUGUUGUUUUAAGAAAAAGUAUCAAUUUCAAUUCCAGUACUUUUCAUACAAAAUGAAAUUUUUGCCAGAUGUUUCC
Maniola jurtina (meadow brown) is the source of this 2797-nucleotide messenger RNA. RefSeq names its product protein capicua homolog (gene Sap130). Bases 170 to 2365 code for a protein of 731 amino acids. NCBI's taxonomy places the organism in Eukaryota, Metazoa, Arthropoda, Insecta, Lepidoptera, Nymphalidae. Gene Ontology annotation, biological process: negative regulation of transcription by RNA polymerase II. Gene Ontology annotation, cellular component: Sin3-type complex. The record is from RefSeq and is a predicted model, not a curated record. The transcript is spliced from 13 exons.